CCCUAGGUUUGGUGAUUAAGAAGAAGAAGACACAAUUGCUUGCUUUUAUGGAAUCAGUGAGCAAUUCAGAUUCUACCAAACAACAAAUGCAAAUGCAAUUGUCAGUUGUUGGCUCUGAAGCUGCAGCACACUCAUCAGGUGCAACUGAUCAAUCACCUUCUCCAGAUUCUUGCGUAAGUCAGGGAUUUGAAGGAAACAGAAACUUGCAAAUCUCCGACGGUUUCUCGACUCGACUGGCAAUCACAGCACAAGGUUGUCACACUGCUCAUGGAAGCAGCACAGUGGGUUCCUCCAGUGGCAAUUCUGCCCCACGGAACAGGCAAUUCUGGAGUGCUGGGGAGUAUGAAGAUCUACCAAACACUGGACUAGCACACCGCAGAGACGGUCGAAACCGUCUGUGUGUCCAUCCAAAGUUUCUGCAUUCGAAUGCUACUUCACACAAAUGGGCCUUUGGAGCAAUAGCAGAACUUCUUGAUAACGCAGUCGAUGAGGUAACACCUAUAGCUUUCUCUAAUCGAUAUAGGGAACUUGUUUAUUUGUUUCAUUAUGUGAUCCAGAUACAGAAUGGAGCUACCUUUGUCAAAGUGGAUAAGUUUAUUAGUCCACAUACAGGCAGCCUAGCAUUGCUAGUUCAAGAUGAUGGUGGCGGAAUGGACCCAGAAUUCUUGCGGCGUUGCAUGAGCUUUGGUUUUUCGGAUAAACAAGCUUCUUCAAACAUUGGACAAUAUGGAAAUGGCUUCAAGACUAGCACAAUGAGACUUGGAGCAGAUGUGAUUGUUUUCACUCGCAACAAGAAGGGAAGUGAGCUGACUCAAAGUGUUGGUCUCCUAUCAUACACAUUCCUGAGGCAAGAAGGUUACAACGACAUCGUAGUCCCAGCAGUGGAUUACUCCUUGGAUUCCUCCCGCGGUGUAUUAACUAGAAUACAUCGCAAAGAUCGAGGACAAUUCUUUUCCAAUUUAUCAGUGAUGCUGAAAUGGUCUCCUUUCCCCACAGAAUCUGAGUUGCUGAAGAAUUUCAACGAUAUCGGGGCUCAUGGCACUAAAAUAAUCAUAUACAAUCUGUGGUACAAUGACGCAGGGGAUACUGAACUUGAUUUCGAGUCUGAUGAAAAGGAUAUAUUAAUAAGUGGGGCUCCAAAGAAAGCAGCUACGCGUAACGUCCUUGUGCAGGUUACACAGAGCCAUAUCGCAAAGACACUUCGCUACUCUCUUCGAGUAUACUGCUCGAUUCUGUAUCUGCAUGUACCUGGUGACUUUAAGAUCAUCUUGCGUGGUUCAGAGGUCAAGCACCAUUACAUAGCCAGAGAUCUCAAAUACUGCGAAUGCGUCAAGUAUCGACCACAAGUUGGUGGAAAGAUAGAGGGUGAGGUUGUCACCACAAUUGGAUUUUUGAAAGAAGCUCCAUUUGUCGAUAUUCAUGGAUUCAAUAUAUAUUAUAAGAACCGUUUAAUCUUGCCCUUUCAUCGAGUGGCAUCUCAGUCGGGAAGCAAAAGUCGAGGUGUUGUCGGUGUACUUGAAGCAAACUUUAUCAAACCUACACAUGAUAAGCAAGGUUUUGAAAGAUCAAAUCUUUAUCAAAAGCUUGAAGUUAGAUUGAGAGAAAUGACAAAUGAAUAUUGGGGGUGUUAUUCCCAUCUGAUUGGUUAUACAAAGAAAGUUUCUGAUUCAUCAACACCUCAAGCUGCCAUUGCCCAUCCAUUGCCAUUCUCUUCUUCCUCCGGUUGCGACAUUAAGCCCAUCGCUGUUAACCCUCAAAUGUUAACAGACAACACUAGCAAAUCCUCUCAAUCAUCAACAAUUACUCCAAAUAUGUCUUUAAUUAAUGAUUCCAACACAUUCAACCAUGGACAAGCUAUCACCAAGCAGAUUGCAAGUCCAGUACUAGUUGGAAUGAAAAGAGAGAGGAGACAUGAAGAGUCUCUUGCUGAAACUGAACCUCGUCAAAAGCAGGCACGUUGUAGUAGCACUGGGACAGAAGUUGAGCUACAUAAUUGUGUCGGACAGCGACAAGUUGUGGAUAUAAAAGCCUUGAUGCAACAGAAUAAGGAAAUAGAGAAAGACUGCUUAGAGCAUGAAAAGAUACAGAGGGAGCUCUUGUUCAAGAUUCAGGCGCUCAAGCAUGAGCUUGAGCAAGUUCAGCAACAGCACGAGAGAUUGUUCAGCGGACUCCUAGUUAGCAAUGCCAUGAAGACGGAGAAAGUAUGAAGUUUGAGACCACACCUCCUCGUGAUAGCAAAUUCGAAUUUACAAGAACCGGUACAUAGUAGAUUAGACCACAAGUUCAAAGAAAAAAUGGAAAAAAAUAUUGUUGUAAAUGUAUAUGUAUCACUCACAAUUUGUGUACUUAGGUUAGUCGUAUUCCGAAAAGUUCUAUUUCGGGUAAUCGACUACGAGAGUAUAGUCUUUUGCCGGAGCUUCUUUGAGGUUUAGAUUA
Molecule: messenger RNA, 2436 nt
Organism: Zingiber officinale
Lineage: Eukaryota; Viridiplantae; Streptophyta; Magnoliopsida; Zingiberales; Zingiberaceae
Product: protein MICRORCHIDIA 6-like
Exons: 19
Coding region: 48-2207 (719 amino acids)
Cellular component (GO): nucleus
Molecular function (GO): ATP hydrolysis activity
Source: RefSeq, a predicted model, not a curated record